AUGCGCGGUUGCGGGGUGACGCGGAGGGAGAGGGACGAAAGACGCACGUGGUCCGCGCGGUCGAAUAAUCCACGUCCCGUUGAUGAUUCGGCUGAUAACAAGACCGAGGAAAAUCACAUGCAGGCUACUACGGCUGAUUGCGAGUCGCAGUCAGCACAUCCUAUAAAAAAGAAAAGGAAAAUGGAAUCUAAAACCAAUACAGAUGACGACAAUAAAAUGGAAAUGCCGCUA
This is a messenger RNA of Iphiclides podalirius (scarce swallowtail), 231 nucleotides long. The record is from the annotation of a GenBank genome assembly. NCBI's taxonomy places the organism in Eukaryota, Metazoa, Arthropoda, Insecta, Lepidoptera, Papilionidae.